Messenger RNA from Dreissena polymorpha, 1619 nucleotides. Its product is annotated as hemicentin-1-like. The record is from RefSeq and is a predicted model, not a curated record. Gene Ontology annotation, molecular function: protein binding. The transcript is spliced from 11 exons. The coding region runs from base 91 to 1545 and encodes 484 amino acids. Lineage: Eukaryota; Metazoa; Mollusca; Bivalvia; Myida; Dreissenidae.
AUACACCACUGGUACUAAAGUGACUGCGAUCGCUGAUAAGACCAGUUGGUACUUUGAAAUAACAGUGCACGGAACAGAAAGGCCAUUUAAAUGAUCAUAGGAGUUUGGAUUCCACUGGCGAUUCUGUGCAUGAUUCGAGUGUCAGAAUGCCUAGAGUGUUAUAGUUGUCAAAACAUUGCUGACCCCGAUGAGUGCAGAAAUACUUCAGAGUGUUCCAGUGGACAAUCCUGCUCUCUACAAACAUUCCAAGCUGGCUCCGUUUUACACUUCAACAUGGGAUGUCAAACCAAUCAGUUAUGCAGUUCCUCAGCUGUUGGCCAAAACAGUAUCAUUGGACGCUCCAGUCAGACCAGACGGCAGUCCACAUGCCAUGAAUGCUGCAGUGCUGACCGCUGCAAUACAUACCUUUGUGCUCAUAGGAAACCUUCCGAGUGCACUGACGACGAAAAGCUCGACUGUGCUUUGCUGAACUCCCUUUUUAACGUCUGCGCAGAUGUUCAUCACGCCAAAAUCACGUGUCCAAAGUUCUGUGGCCUUUGUCAGCUCGUUGAUGGGAACUGGGCGGAAUGGGCAAGUUGGUCUUCGUGCAGUACAACGUGCGAAAAUGGAAAGCAGUCAAGGGCACGCUCUUGCACAAACCCGCCGCCUAGCAACGGUGGUCUUAAUUGCACCGGACCAGCUGUUGACUGGAAAAUAUGUACAAAUCAGCUGUGUCCAGUACAUGGUAAUUGGUCAGAUUGGUCCACAUGGUCUGAUUGCUCGGUUACCUGCGAUGUUGGACUACGAAAGAAGACAAGAACCUGCACCAAUCCAAGACCAGACAGAUUUGGAGAUAAUUGUUAUGGCGAUGCUAGCGAGUAUACCGUUUGCCAAAAGGACACCUGCAUUAAUCCAGUGCACGGAAAUUGGUCAGACUGGUCAACAUGGUCCAGUUGUUCCGUUACAUGCGAUGUUGGACUUCGGAAGAGAACACGAACCUGCUCCAAUCCUAAACCAAACCGAUAUGGAGACUAUUGUGUCGGAGAUCAGAGCGAGAAUAUAGUUUGCCUUACAGAACCAUGCAACACAACAAAUGGCGUUUUGUCGAGCUGGGGAUCAUGGCAGAGCUGUUCUGUCACAAUGUGCAGAAAGGGCCAUGCAGUUGCCUUCAACGCUCACGGACUCAAAGUGGUAAAUUAUGUCAAUGUAUUUCCAACCGUGAUCUUCAACGAAGGGAAUGCCUAUAACAACAGCACUGGAUAUUUCACAGCUCCUGUGGACGGGAUAUACUACUUUACCGUCCAAAUCUGCUCUCAAGCUAAUAAUUACAUUUACUUUUUCUUGGAGAAAGGCCGCAGCCGCGUUGAAAACUGGGAGCGUCUCACAGCUUCCAUUCAAUCCAGUUCUGGCUACAGUUCAUGUGCAUCGGCCUCAAGCCCUGUCAAGCUGACCCGGAAUGAGCACGUGUGGGUGCAUAUGCUUAAUCAGUACACCCCAUUGCAUAUAUAUGCAGAUGGUCAGGAUGUUUGGAUUUCAUUUACUGGGACGUUGAUCCAAGAGCUGUAAAACAUUCGUGAACUCGUUUAAGUUACUUAGUAAACUAAAUGAAUAGGAAGUGUGUAAUACAUACAUUAAAAGUA